Molecule: messenger RNA, 1698 nt
Organism: Colletotrichum destructivum
Lineage: Eukaryota; Fungi; Ascomycota; Sordariomycetes; Glomerellales; Glomerellaceae
Exons: 2
Coding region: 1-1698 (565 amino acids)
Biological process (GO): regulation of DNA-templated transcription; DNA-templated transcription
Molecular function (GO): DNA-binding transcription factor activity, RNA polymerase II-specific; zinc ion binding; DNA binding
Source: RefSeq, a predicted model, not a curated record
AUGGAGAAGAAAAAGACGCGGAUGAGUAACCCCUGUGACGGCUGCUCCCUGCGGCGGGUACGUUGCAGCGGCGGCCGUCCAUGUGGCGAGUGCCGGAAACGCUCUCUGGAUUGCACCUUCAUGCGAGUUCCUCGGAAAAGGGGACCCAAGGGGCCGCGUGUGAGCACAUCCAACAGAAUCGCGCAGUACCAGGAACAGAUCCGUCAAGACCAAGCAUCUAAUCCCGGCCCCGAGAGCCCGGACACGGGGCUGGGCCACUCACCGCAAUCGCCGGCCUCGAACUGCGCCGAUGAAGAGAUCCGCCAGCGUCGACUGCCGUCCCAGUCGAGUAAAGACGACGGCUCCCUGGACCCCUUGUUGAAUGGCUCCGAACCCGGAUGCCCCCAGCUGCCGCUGUGGCUCUACAUCGAAUACCUUGGAAAGUUCAGGGACAGCCUCACCCCCGUCUGGCCCAUCCUCGACAUCGACUCCCUCGUGGAGCGGCUCAAAAAGCAGCCCCCGGACGACUACGAGGCCUUCGCCCUGGCGGGCGCCGUAUGCGCAACAGUCAUCGCUCAGCUCCGCCUCUCCCAGCUCCGGCUCCCCAAGCAGCAGAGAUCCACGUCGGACAUCAGCGUCGUCGCCGAGACCUUUGCGCGGCACGCGCAGCACCUGCGCGACCAGCACAGCUACCGCGAGAGCGAGUCGACCGAUUCCCUCCUCACGGCCUUCUUCCUGCACGUCUACUUCGCCAACACGGAGAGGAUCCGGGCCGGGGCGAUGUACCUGCACGAGGCGAUUGCCCAGCUGUCUCUGCAGAGGCUGCACCAGCCCGAGACGUUCGACCACCUCCCGGAUGAGCAGAGGGAGUUGAUGCUGCGGAUAUUCUGGCUUGUUUUUGUCACUGAAAGGUGGGCGGUGUUUCUCAUGUUUGUUUAUGUCACGGGUUCUUGCUUUCUGCGGUUAACACUUGCACUUCUUCUCGGUAGAACUUUCUGUGUUCAAAACGGCUUCCCGACUUGCCUUUCCCCCAUAAAAGCGUGGCCUUCCGAGGGGUAUCAAGUUUUCGGCCUGGGCGGUUUGGACCCGUCCUUUCAGCUGCUUUCCCGGCUGUUCACUCUGCUCGACGACAAUCUGCUGAUGCCAGGACAGAGGCUGGUCCCAAAGUCCGGCCCUCGCACCCCGGACAGCCUGUACCAAGGGUUGUCGACCAUGGCCGAAGGCCCCGUAUCGGUGAUUGGGCCCACGCUCCCGGAGAUACAGCGAGUCAACGUCACCGUCACAUGGCAUUGGAUCCAGAUCCUAUGGUGGCAGUACGCCCUGCAGCACUGUCGCAUGUCGAGCAGCAUGGAUGACACCAUGCUGUCGAUGCUGGGGCCUGCCUCGGUUGCCCAUCAGACCGUGCAACUAUUUGCGUCAGUGUCUCAUCAGGCGAUCCGGACGCAUGGAUAUGGGAUGGAGCUGAAGAUCUUCCGGAUCGCGGAUUCCUUGGUGGACCUGCUGGCAUGCAACCCGCGGCUUCUCAGCUCCGGGAGCGGUAUGCUCCUGGGGGCGAGAGACACCUUGCACGCUCUCGAAAGUGCUCUGGUUCUGGUGGGAGGCAAAGAAUCUAUGUUCUACAAGAAGCUUCAGCUUUGCAUGGCCGAAGUCCGACUCCCGGUGACUGACGUCCGAGCCUUGCCUUAUGAACGAGAGGUUACUUUGGAGGACGAGGCGUAG